AUGGUACAAAGCCCACAUCGCAGCGAUCAGGAAUCGCUAGAUGUGAAAGAGAAAGCUGUCGAAGCUGUUGAUCAUAUCGAAGUUGGGCCGGAUGCAAAAUACAAACCUGGACUGACAGAAGAUGAACGUAACUGGCUCAACAACAUCGAUCCCAAGGAGGCCAGUCGCAUAUAUCACAAAGUGGACUUGAGACUAGUCCCAAUGCUGGCUCUUCUGUAUCUGAUCGCCCAUCUCGACAGGGCAAACAUCGGAAAUGCGAAGAUCGAAGGUCUCGAAGACAGUCUGGGCAUGACUGGGAAUGACUAUAACAUUGCGUUAAUGGUCUUCUUCGUCCCUUACGUCCUCUGCGAAGUCCCUUCACAGCUUCUGCUUUCGAAGUUUCAGAAGCCGAGCUUCUACAUCGGCAUUCUUGUAAUAUGCUGGGGCACCGUCAUGACGCUGUCGGGUGUCACUUCUUCCUUCGCUGGUCUACUAAUCACAAGGUUCCUGAUCGGCGUCUUCGAAGCUGGCUUCUUUCCUGGCGCUAUAUGGCUGGUCUCACAAUGGUAUCCGCCUCAGAGAACGCAGACACGUAUGGCCAUGUUUUAUCUUUCGAGUGCUGCGUCGGGAGCCUUCUCAGGUCUUCUUGCCGCGGGAAUCGCGCAGAUGGAUGGUCUUGGGAACUAUGAAGGAUGGAGAUGGAUCUUCAUUCUCGAGGGCAUCGUAUCAGUGGUGCUUGGUGCUUUUUGCUUCUUCGCACUGCCCGACUCUCCCACGACAGCGAAAUGGCUGACUCCACAAGAGAGCAGAUUCCUCGAACUCAGCCAUAUUGCGUACCGAGGCGUGAAGAUGACGGACAAAGUGCGCAACAUGGAUGGCACUAAGAAGAAGGGGAAGAUCAACUGGCGCGUCAUGAAACAGGUCGUGACAGAUUGGCAGCUAUACCUGCAAGCCAUUGUCUUCUGGUCGAAUAGUGUUCCCAACUACGGCUUGAAGUUCACGAUGCCCUCUAUCAUACGAAGCAUGGGCUUUGAGAGUACACAAGCUCAGUUGCUUACUGCGCCGCCGUAUUUGUGCGGCGCAAUUGCUGCUGUGACAUCGGCACUGGUUGCGGACAAACUGGCCUGGAGAAUGCCAUUUAUCGUUGGACACCAGUUGCUAGUCGUCGUUUCCUUCUCUGUCCUCUACUCCUUCGCGGCCGAAAUCCAGAACAAUAUCGCUCUCUGCUACGUGAUGGUGUGCCUGGUCUGCAUCGGUCUGUACCCUAUCAUUCCUGGCAAUAACAGCUGGACGAUCAACAACCUGGCAGGCGCCGAAAAAAGAGCGGCGGGAAUUGGCUUCAUGAUCAUGAUCGGAAACUGUGGAGGCUUCCCAGGAUCUUUCAUCUUUCUGGAACAAGAGUCACCUCGCUAUCCAACGGGCUUCGGCAGCUCGCUUGGUUUCGCCAGCGCUGGCAUUCUUGCUGCGCUCCUGCUCGAAUUCUUGUACUGGACCCACAAUAAGCGCAAUCAGCAUGUAACGAAACAAGAGGCAAUAGCCAGGUAUGGGGAGGAAGAGCUUGAGCGGAUGGGAGACAAGAGUCCGCUAUUCAAGUACGCGCUGUAG
Messenger RNA from Pseudocercospora fijiensis CIRAD86, 1584 nucleotides. RefSeq lists its product as uncharacterized. The transcript is spliced from 4 exons. NCBI's taxonomy places the organism in Eukaryota, Fungi, Ascomycota, Dothideomycetes, Mycosphaerellales, Mycosphaerellaceae. Gene Ontology annotation, molecular function: transmembrane transporter activity. The record is from RefSeq and is a predicted model, not a curated record. The coding region runs from base 1 to 1584 and encodes 527 amino acids. Gene Ontology annotation, biological process: transmembrane transport. Gene Ontology annotation, cellular component: membrane.